AUGUUUUUGCUUUCUUUUCUACUAUUUCCGGCCAAUUGUUCUUUUUGGUCACAGAAGAGUAAGCGAGUUUCUUUCGCUUUUUUUCGGAAUACCCCCGUCUUAGUAGCCCAAAAGAAAAAAAAAUUCAUCCCACUUUUUAGGUUCGAAAACACCUUAAAGAAUAUUUUGGAAUUCAUAUCAGAUGAUUGGAACAGCUUACUAUGGAAAAAAUGCCGUAGUAUACUAAUUUACCUCUUUUACACACGAUACUCUUCUAUAAAAGAAGUCGCCACACUGAGCGUCGUAUUUAAACUACAGAGGUCACAAAAGACAGUGCCAAGCGCAACAACCACUACCAUCACCACAAAGAUUCCCCCCUUGUGUUCCCUCUUUGCUAUGACGUGGAGACAAACUGGCAUAGUUCUUUACUUCCAGUCACCUUGCCUAAGAACCUAA
Messenger RNA from Nakaseomyces glabratus, 435 nucleotides. RefSeq lists its product as uncharacterized. The record is from RefSeq and is a predicted model, not a curated record. Lineage: Eukaryota; Fungi; Ascomycota; Saccharomycetes; Saccharomycetales; Saccharomycetaceae.